AUUAAAAUCUCUUAUCUCGAAGCCGGUGUUGGAAGAAUAAAUCGUAAUAAUAUGUUUAUCACCGUUAAAUUUGGAGAUGAUCGAGAGGAAUUGUUCAACCCACAUUGUAAAGUUUGCAGCCUUUUGGAUAACAUUAAACAAAGAUGUGACCUCCUGCAAGAGGAUGAGAUUGAUCUUUCUGAUCAAACUGGUAUUCGGAAAAAUCUGUCGUUAACCCCCACGGAUUAUGCUAUAAAACACAUGGAGGAAAGAGACGUUCUGAUCCUAGUAAAAAUUGAAAGAUUUUCAGGAUCUCUUGACGAAACCUGCGUUCCUUUACUCCACAGUUUACAGGGAAAUAAGGACUUUCUAGAAAAUCUAAACCAGAAAAUGAAUACUUUGGAUCCGAACUCGCAACACGAUAUUCAAGACAGGACGAGGGUUAGAAGAGGCAGCGUCAACACCAGAAAAACAACCGCACAGAAUACUUUUGGCGUGAAACGGAAUAAGAACCGUGGCAGAAGCCAAAGUUUGGCCGUUGGUACAGGGUCGACACUUUUUCCCAAAAAUAUCAAAAGAUAGAAUUCUUAUUUAUUAUCUAAUUGAAGAUUUCAUA
This is a messenger RNA of Dendronephthya gigantea, 595 nucleotides long. RefSeq lists its product as uncharacterized. The record is from RefSeq and is a predicted model, not a curated record. NCBI's taxonomy places the organism in Eukaryota, Metazoa, Cnidaria, Anthozoa, Malacalcyonacea, Nephtheidae. The transcript has 5 exons. The coding region runs from base 52 to 561 and encodes 169 amino acids.